Dreissena polymorpha is the source of this 4498-nucleotide messenger RNA. Its product is annotated as complement factor B-like. Bases 343 to 3174 code for a protein of 943 amino acids. The transcript is spliced from 18 exons. Gene Ontology annotation, biological process: proteolysis; complement activation. Gene Ontology annotation, cellular component: extracellular region. The record is from RefSeq and is a predicted model, not a curated record. Lineage: Eukaryota; Metazoa; Mollusca; Bivalvia; Myida; Dreissenidae. Gene Ontology annotation, molecular function: serine-type endopeptidase activity.
CUUAAGUGUUUCUUGUUAGUCGCAAAUCUUAAUAAUCAUUUUUGGGAAUAUCGCGGACUUUGAAAUAACAUACUCGACCAUAUAAACAAGCAUAUUUUCGUGGAAUAUUAACUGUUUAGUUUCACUUUCGUCUUUUACGAAUUACUUACUGCUAAAGUCGGUUAAUUACUCUAUAAGAGGGUCGAACUCUAUUAGCCAUUUCAUUGGCGACACUCGAGUAUUUGAAUAAAUAUCGUUAAAAACUACAUUCAAUGCAUAUCAUGCAUUGUUUGAAUAAAGUGUAAAAAUACAAAUUUAUUACACAAUAUUGUAGAACGAGCACACUGUAAGACAUUUUCACGAAUGGUUGUCAUUAAAAUGGGCAGCCUUAUUCGUUUAUGUGCGAUUUUGAUUGCGUGUGUGACCAUUGCGUAUUUCGCAGUCUCUUUCAGUUGGUUUGAAAAACAAAAGUGUGAUCAGUUGCUGAAGAACGACUUGCUGAAACACGUGGUACAGAAAGGCAAAAUAAACAACAAUCUUGUCAGCUUCAAAUGCGCCAAAGGUUUCAUGAGCAACGUUCCGAAUCUGGAAGACAUUUUAUUCGACUGCAAGUUCCAUAAAGAACUUGGCGAAAUUGCUUGGGCAGGACAGGGAGUGGGAGAUACGACAGAGCCAAAAAGAAAAUCGCUGUAUCUUAACAAUGUACAAUGUUUAUCAGGUUGCCCGAAGCCCGAUUAUUCUGAGUUUCCGGACAAAAUGGAAAUAACAAAGAGCAGCAAGAAACUGAAAAUUGUAAAUAGAGAUAACAAAAUUAUUGAAGACGAUGCGUAUUACCUGUCUGGGGACACACUAACGUUGAAAUGUGAGAACGGAUACAUCAAAGAAGGCAUAACUAACCCGGCGUCCGAGAAUGAUAAUGUUGACAUCUAUGAUAUCUACGGUAACUAUGGACCAAAACCAGUUGAGGAGGUUACUCUUACAGAAACACUUCGGUGUGAUGAUAACGGAAAGUGGAACAACGGAAUAUUGCCCAACUAUGGCAUUUGCAGAGCAAUUACGUGUGACGCAAGGUCUUAUCAGAAUAUACGCAAUGGAGUGAUAACAGACUACAAACACGUCUAUGGCUUCUUAGAGUUGAUGACGCUCCAAUGUGAUCAUGGGUUUCGGCCAAAAAGCAAUCGAAAUUAUCUGCAAUGUCUCGCAGACGAUAGUUUUGAUAAAGACGACUUAAUGUGUGAGGCAAUUACUUGUAUGACGCCACCAGAACCACUACACGGUACCUUAGAAAUUACACAGCUUUAUUAUUUUCCGAACGCGACCGCUGAGUUUGCAUGUGACAAUGGCUAUACCAUGAUGGGAUCACCCGUGUGGGAAUGUAAGCCCGAUGGUGAAUGGGAUAAGCCAUGCAUCCAGUGUGUGCGAGAAGAUGAUUAUUGCCAGCCUCCAUGCGUUCCGUUCGGUGCGCGAGUAGUUGAUCCCCCAAAGCGUAUACACAUAGGAACAACGAUUGAGUUUUCCUGUAACGACCGUCUGUACGGCGGUUCGACUAACAGGACUUGUCUGUUCAACAAGCAAUGGAGCGAUGGACCUAUAGACUGCUCAGGCUGGUCUUUAUUUUCCUUUGACACCGGAAUUUAUUUGAAAGAAGCUUUGGAAAACACUGUUGAUAAGCAAAUUGAGAGAAGAGAAGCAAAUAAAAAUGCCAGUGGAGAGGCGAAUGUCGCUAGUGGGAGGUCAAUGCGUCCUCAAAACGAAUACGGCGUUGAUGCGUACAUUCUUUUGGAUGUUUCAAGAAGUAUUACUGAUGAAGAUUUCAAUAGGACAAAGGCGUUUGUCAUCGCUUUAAUAAAAAAUCUUGCUGUAAGCAAUAACCCUGAUGGGACCAGAGUGACAGUGAAUUUAUUUGCUACCGAUAUAACAAACAUCAUCCACCAACGUGAGGCGCACCACCAAAAUGAAGAAUACAUCAUUAAGGAAAUAAAUAGCAUAAAUCUCCUAGACGUUAAAAGUCAAACAGGCCAUGGAACAGCUAUAAGUUUUGCCUUAGAUGAUGUGCGUAAGGACAUAGUAACCAAAAAUUCUAUGAGAGCUGAGGCCUUACGACAGCAAGUUGUAAUCCUAAUUAGUGACGGAAAAUACACACAACGUGGAAGCCCCAUCGAAAUUGCCGAAGAUUUGAAAAACCGAAGCGUUGAGAUCUUCUGCAUUGCACUCGGCACAAAAAACGAUGAAAAUUCAUUUCGCGUUAUGAAAGAUAUGGCUUCAAAAAUUGAUGAUCAACAACAUUUCUUUGCUGUCGAUAAAGAUUGGGACAUGACGGAAACCAUACAUAAAAUGAUAGAACUGACUCCUGAUUUUUCCUGCGGUGCUACAAAUCCGAUUCGAACAGACACAAAAAAUAUCAGUCAGUCUAACUAUGGUCUAUCUAAAAAGCACGCGUGGCCAUGGAUGGUCCAGUUGCGUUAUAAAGACACGCAUCUUUGUGGAGGGACUCUUAUAUCAAACAGAUGGGUUCUCACCGCUGCCCAUUGCUUUGACUUCAGCCCAAAGAUAGACACAGUUAUUCUUAAACAAUGGCAUACCAGAACUCUAGACGAUGGAAGCAUACAACAAGAUGUACCAGAUUCCAACGUAUUCAUUCAUGAACAAUAUGUUAACCCCGGUCGAAAUACAAAUUUCAAGUACGACAUCGCUUUGAUUAAACUACAAAACAACGUUUCAAUUAAUAGCGAUCUCCAUACAGUGUGUCUGUGGAACAACGAAACAGCAAAUGGCACAGAUGUCUCGUAUGAAUCAUUGUUCAAACCUCAGUCGUACGGCAUUGUAACCGGAUGGGGAUAUAAGCAAGGCACUGAAAUAAACGAGGACAGCAUGAAGCAAAUGCAGUUUCCAAUACAGAAUUUCACUGAGUGCAGGAACAACAAGAAGCAAGCAACCAUUCACUUUGACGAAAGCGUCAUGUUCUGUGCAGGAACUAAAGAUGAAACAAAAAUAAUUGAUGCCUGCCAUGGUGACAGCGGCGGUCCAUUUGUGGUUCAACAUCCAGGCAAAGAGAACAAAUAUAUCCAAAUAGGGAUUGUUUCGUUUCAAACACAGAAAGGCUGCAGGACCCACAUUCUGGAUGGCUACUAUACUCGGCUUAACGAAAAUCUGCUUAAAUGGAUCGCAUCAAAAAUGGAACAAAAUGCGAAAUAGCCAAUAAGAAGUGGCGAAAUAUUGGUGUUUUAUUGGCAAAAUACGACGGAGUGAUAAGUGUCAUGCAUUGUAUAUAUUUAUAAAAAAGUGAAUAAUGGGCUAUAUUUAAAUUAAAAAAAAAGACUAACAAUAAAAAAGCUAGUCCACAGAUUUUGGUAGUUUUUGGUGUUCGUUAUUAAGUGCUGUAAAAUGUAUAAAUGAUAACAUCGGAAUUUAAGAAAACUUGUAUAAAACAAGUAAAUAAUUUAAGAAAGAAAAAAAACGACUCAGCCAUCCGGUGUGUUUCAUGGAAUAUGCAUUCUUAACUGAUCUUUAGCAAUCCUCGUUUUGUGACAAAACCUAAUGAAUGAAAUAGAAACACUCCAAUGCAUAUAUCUGUUUAGCUUGUAACGCUUUUUAAAUACAUUUUUAAUUAGUAUUGCUGAUAAACAAAAUAGUUCCAUAAUAUGCCUUCACGUAAUUAGUUUUAUUUCACUAACUUAUAUAUAGUGUUUUUGUUGUCUGAGUCUGUGUUCAAAAGUUUGAAAAUUUUCAUUUUGACAGUCUAUAAACAAAUCCGAUCAACAACCAAAUUUAAAAAAAAUACAAAGGGCAACCAAAGCUUUACAUUGGUAACAUUAUUUUGGAUUCCGGGAUUUAUAAAUUUAUUUCACAGUAUGAUAGUGUAGGAACGUAUGGUUUGUCAGGUGUAGUGUGUCAUAUAGACGGUUUUUUUUUCAACAUGUUACUUGCAAUGUACAUAUUUUAAAGUGUAUGUAUCGAAACGCGCAAUCUUAUAACCUAACUUGUUGCGCAGAUAUAAGUAAUAAUUAAACCCUGUGCAAUUAAUAAAAUACCAUAAUCAAAAGCAAGAAAACCAGUUAUAAGGAUCCAAAUAUAUAUAGUAAGUAAUCAGAACAGGUAACGGACUAAACAUCCUUUUAUGCAGUGAGGUUAAGUAAUGUUAUGUUCCAGGCGGUGAAUCUUGUACAAAAAUUUAAUUCUUUAUGUAAUAUGUGUUUGUAUUUACUUAAUGCAUUUGAGUUUAAAUCAUGAAAUUAUCAAAACAUGUAUAGAGUUAUUAUGUAUAUGUUUUCAUUUCUUCUUCCCUACUAUGUGUUAAAUUGUGAUGGCUGCUAUUAAACACAAAGAAUAAUUUUUGGGUAGAUUAAAAUGUAUGUUUACCACUACUUCUGUAAAAUGUUCUUUUGGAAAAUCAUUGUUUAUUAGAAUUUGUUAGAAUUAAAGCUUUGUUUCAUUUUCCAAAUAAUGUUGUUUAUGUAUAAAAUGUAAACGUGUGUAUAAAUGCAUCAUACGAAAACAAUAUAUUAUCAGCAUAACCAAA